UCACGACGAGGUAUCGAGCGGCUUAGUUCUUGAGCUGAAGAAGGAGCGAUGCAUCAGCGGCAAGUCCAGGUGUCGCGAAGUCGCAGCGCUGCUCACCUUCUGCUCGUUGAUCUCAGCCUUGGACUCGUGCUUCUGCUCGUCCAUCUUGUCCGAAACGGCGUCCUUGGCAGCCGACAGGCGCGUGCCGACCGAGGCGUUGGAGUCCUUGGCGACCUCCUUGUUGGCCUCCUUGGAGGCGGUCGCGCCACCACCCUGGAUGGUCUCCGACACGUAGUUGGCGGCGUCCUGCAAGAGAGAGAGGUGAGCAACGAAAAACAGUGAGUGGCUCGAGAGGGCGCACCUUGACAGUCUGCAUGGUGAAGUAGUGAAGUUGGUUGGGUGAAGAGGUUGAAGAGUGGUUGGUGGUGAGAGAGGAAGCAGGGCGACGAGGGCCUGCUUCUUAUAGACACGAGGCAGGUCCAGUCUCGAGCGCGCAGCGCAGCGAGCGCGUGCCAUGCCGUGCCAUACGCAACGCCCGUGCACGCCCGUGCGCCAGGGACAACAUGCACGGGGCAGCACUACGUCAUCGGCGCGUCAUCGGCGCACGAUCACUGCGCAGCUGCCUGGCCCUGCAUGGCCCUGCCGCAUCUGGGCCCUGCCAGCGGCGCUGCCGCGCCGAGGCUGUGCAAGCCUCCGUUGCCCAAGAGCCACUCUCUUCUCACGCCGCCCGCCGAGGCACGCGCUGCCUCGCCGCCGAGGCAGGCACAGCGCCCAGUGCCCGCCGCGCCGGCUCGGGCCCUUCGCAGCACCUCCGGGGCAUGGCGCAGCCGCGGCAGCCGAAGCGAGCGCUGCCCUCUCCGCAAGUGAUGCCGAGCGCUCGGCAAAGCUGCGCAGCGCUGAGUCGGCCACGUCGCCAACCCCACACGCCCGACGCCGCUGCAAGCUGCUGCACGCCGCCGCAUGCCGCUUCCGCCGCAUUCCACGCCGCACUCCGCAGCUCUUCGGAGGGCCAGCAAGCACCUUGAACAGCGCAGCACAGCGUCAGCGUGCAGCGUGCAGCAGCGAUGGGCUGGCAGAAGGGACGAGCUGGCAUGUGAUGGCCGAGGCGUGCCAGCAACGCGCAGCCGCGGCCGCACGUCGGCGCAAGCCACAGCAGCGCAUCGGCAUCCGCACCCGGCACUCCCGGCCUCAGCGCCUUGCCCUCCUCGCGCGGUCGCGCCUGAUGCUGCUGCGGGAGCAAUCAGCCGCCGGCGCACGGUGCUCUCGGCAGGGCUCGGCGCUGACCAAGGUACAGUGCCGUCAUGUGCGCUCGGCGCCGGUGGCUGUGAGGCGCACCAACGACGUGGAGAGAGCACGGAGGCGGCGGCUCAACCGCAGCGGCGAGGCCUCUCGCUGAAAGGGCGCAGACCCACGGUGAUGCUGUGCGCAUCCAUCACAGCAUCUCGCUCGGCCCAGGGCGGGCUGGGAUUACCCAGCUUGCAGCAUCAGCGGGUCACGCUGCGGCGCAGCCACAUCGUGCGCGUCAUGACGUCCCGCAGCGCCGGCGGAGGCCGCACUCUUACUGCUGUCCGCGCGGCCGCUUCCGGUUCGGCUUCCUCGGCGAGCGCCC
This is a messenger RNA of Tilletiopsis washingtonensis, 1588 nucleotides long. RefSeq lists its product as hypothetical. Lineage: Eukaryota; Fungi; Basidiomycota; Exobasidiomycetes; Entylomatales. The record is from RefSeq and is a predicted model, not a curated record. The transcript has a single exon. Bases 494 to 1375 code for a protein of 293 amino acids.